UUAGUUUUGUAUACAAAACGGGUGCGAGUAAAAAAGGUGAAAUAAUCGUAAUUUUGCCACGGUGACUCGACAAUAUACCGCAAAUCCGGAUUCUACAACCCCCUGGCCAAUUCCAGCAGGGCUGGGCCAUCGUAUUUUGCCAUCGUUCCACGGUUCCGCCCGGUUCUGGGUCGACAUCGACGAUUGCGUGUGCGGUUGUGCGGCGGCGACUGACGUGGAACCAACGAGUUGUAGGGAUAUUGGGGGUCGUUCCGGAAUCGUUCCGGAGAUCGUUUAAGAGGAGCAUCACGCGAAAACAUGUUUGAAAUCACCGAUACACAGAAGAUUGGAGUCGGUUUGGCCGGCUUCGGCAUCGCCUUCCUGUUCCUUGGCAUGCUGUUACUCUUCGACAAGGGACUGUUGGCAAUAGGAAACAUAUUUUUUGUAUGCGGACUGGCGUGCGUAAUCGGAUUGGAGCGAACGUUUCGGUUUUUCUUCCAAAAGCAUAAAGUGAAGGCAUCGAUUGCAUUCUUCGGUGGCAUUUCGGUCGUGCUGUUCGGGUACCCGCUCAUUGGAAUGGUGAUCGAGAUGUACGGAUUCAUAUUGCUGUUUAGCGGCUUCUUCCCGGUGGCCAUCAACUUCCUGCGACGGGUACCGGUGUUAGGAACGUUUCUCAAUAUGCCCGGCGUGAGCCGGACCGUAGACUGGCUGGCAGGCGAAUCGGACCGAACAACGGACAAUCCGUACAGCAAAUGAAAACCGAACCCACUAACCAUAUCGGUUUCCUCGACUAGGGGAGUGCCAUUUGUUGAUCAUGAAAUCCACCUAAUAAAUAGUAUCAGUCGCAAACCAUCAGCCUGGACUAAUCAACCAUUAGUAGCGACCUCCUCCUGUAUUCGUAGACCAGGGCACGUGUUUGGCGUCAUUU
Messenger RNA from Anopheles aquasalis, 907 nucleotides. RefSeq names its product vesicle transport protein GOT1B. The record is from RefSeq and is a predicted model, not a curated record. NCBI's taxonomy places the organism in Eukaryota, Metazoa, Arthropoda, Insecta, Diptera, Culicidae. Gene Ontology annotation, cellular component: membrane; endoplasmic reticulum. Gene Ontology annotation, biological process: endoplasmic reticulum to Golgi vesicle-mediated transport; retrograde transport, endosome to Golgi.